AUCGGCCUCUCCCCAACAAACUCGCCAUGGCUGAAACGACUGCCUACGCCCCUCUCCCUACCACAAGCGCAGCCUCCGUAUCCGCAGCCAAUACAGCCAUCCGGCUGCGGGUUUUGGGCCUCAUCUUGCUCGCAUUCUCCGCCAUCCUUAUUAUUGGGAUUGCGGCAAUUCGCAUUAACGGCGGCGACGAUGUUUCGCCGGAGAUCGGUCAGGUGCCAAAUGGACCAGAGCUGGAAGGUGAAGCUUAUACGAUCGUAUUGGGGCCGGCCUCCCGUGGGCCUGUUCUUGGCGUCUCUGAAAAGAACUCCGGCGCCGCAGCUGCCCUUCGCGGCGUCGGCCGCGGUAGCUACCCUUGGACCAAUGACAUGCUUCAAUGGCAGCGGACGGGAUUCCAUUUCCAGCCUCUCAGGAACUGGAUGAAUGAUCCGAACGGGCCAGUGUUCUAUAAGGGAUGGUAUCAUCUUUUUUACCAGUAUAACGGUGGUGGCGCAGUUUGGGGUAAUAUUACUUGGGGUCAUGCUGUUUCUCGUGACCUAACCCAUUGGCUCCACCUCCCAGUCGCUAUGGUGCCUGACCAUUGGUAUGAUAUCAAUGGUGUUUGGACUGGCUCUGCCACUGUGCUACCUAAUGGAAACCUCAUCAUGCUCUACACUGGUUCCACCAACACCACUACCCAAGUCCAAUGCCUUGUUGUCCCUACUAACCCUGCAGACCCCCUACUCAUUCAUUGGCAUAAACAUGAAGCCAAUCCUGUCUUAAUCCCCCCUCCCUCUAUUCUACCCCAUGACUUUCGUGAUCCAACCACUGCAUGGACUGACCCUUCUGACCCAUCCACCUUCCUUGUUGCCAUAGGCUCCAAGGAUGACUCAUCCAACCGCCAUGCUGGUGUAGCAUAUGUAUAUGCCACACGAGAUUUCCUCUCUUACAAACUUCUCCCUGAUGUGCUCCACAGAGUUGAGGGGACGGGCAUGUGGGAGUGCAUUGAUUUUUUUCCUGUAAGCGUUGAUGGGCAAGCUGGGCUUGACACAUCGGAGAAGGCUGGAGAGAGAAUUAAACACAUUUUGAAAGCUAGUCUAGAUGAUGAUCGACAUGAUUAUUAUGCUAUUGGGAGGUAUGAUGCUAAUGAGAACAAGUGGGUGCCUGAUGAUGCUGAGAAGGAUGUUGGAAUUGGACUUAGGUAUGAUUGGGGCAAGUUUUAUGCAGCUAAGACAUUUUAUGAUCAUCACAAGAGAAGACGGGUCUUAUGGGGAUGGGUUGGCGAGACAGAUAGUGAACAAACUGAUGUCUCAAAGGGUUGGGCCUCUAUCAUGAGCAUCCCUCGAACGAUACUGUUCGAUUCUAAAACGGGUAGCAAUCUCCUCUUCUGGCCUGUAGAGGAAGUUAACUUCCUCCGCGCUAAAAGCUACGAAUUCUCUUCCAUUGACGUCUUGCCGGGCUCCGUCGUGCCGCUCAACAUGCCGGCGAAUGCGGCCCAAAUUGACAUUGAGGCGGAGUUUGAGGUGGAGAAGAUGGCGGUAACGAUGGCAGUGGAGGCCGACGUUGGCUACAAUUGUAGCACUAGUAAUGGGGCAAGUGGGCGCGGUCUUCUCGGACCAUUCGGCCUACUCGUCCUCGCUGAUAAGGAUCUCGGCGAGCAGACUGCCACAUACUUUUAUCUCUCUGUUUCUGUUGACGGCACCACUCAAACGCAUUUUUGCCAAGAUGAAACCAGGUCAUCUCGUGCGAGUGACAUAGUGAAGAGAGUAGUGGGCUAUACAGUACCAGUUCUUCACGGCGAGAUGCUGACCGUGAGAAUACUGGUUGAUCACUCAAUAGUGGAAAGCUUUGCACAAGGUGGAAGGUCUGCGAUUACUUCUCGCGUCUACCCAACGAAGGCAUUCCACUCAGCUAAAGUAUUCCUAUUCAAUAAUGCCACCGCUGCCUCUGUAACGGCAAAGUCGAUAAAGAUUUGGGAGAUGGAAUCAACUUUCAAGCAAAAUUAUGAGGAACACGCAUACCAAUUCUCAUAAUCCUAAUUUGUAUAAUGGCUAUGAAUAUGUACGUAACCCUCUAUUAGGCUAGGUCUUGUAAUUGUACUUUUCUCUUGGAUUAAAUUAGUUCUCUCAAGUCAUAGCACUCUUGUACGCCUCGAAGAAGAAUCAUAAGAUUUUUUUUUUCUUUAUUAUUUUU
This is a messenger RNA of Dendrobium catenatum, 2169 nucleotides long. RefSeq names its product 6(G)-fructosyltransferase. Bases 27 to 2009 code for a protein of 660 amino acids. The transcript is spliced from 6 exons. Gene Ontology annotation, biological process: carbohydrate metabolic process. Gene Ontology annotation, molecular function: beta-fructofuranosidase activity. The record is from RefSeq and is a predicted model, not a curated record. NCBI's taxonomy places the organism in Eukaryota, Viridiplantae, Streptophyta, Magnoliopsida, Asparagales, Orchidaceae.